Messenger RNA from Gopherus flavomarginatus (Mexican gopher tortoise), 2255 nucleotides. It is a transcript of the gene CDC42EP3, whose product is annotated as CDC42 effector protein 3. The transcript has 2 exons. Lineage: Eukaryota; Metazoa; Chordata; Testudines; Testudinidae. The record is from RefSeq and is a predicted model, not a curated record. Bases 452 to 1222 code for a protein of 256 amino acids.
AGUCUCUGCGCCCCAACCAGCUGCUGCUCCCCCUCCCCCUCCUCGAGGCUGCUGCGGCUGCCAGCCCAGACAGAGCCAACUCCUCACAGGCGGCCUUGCUUGCAGGAGGAGCAGCCAGCGAGCCGCGCAGCCGGGGGAAGGAGCAGACGCCCCGGGAAGCCUGUUUUCUCAGGUUUUGGAAGUAACAGAGUACUUGGUCACUAAAUCCUCACCUGAAGGACGGUUGUAUGCUUAAACUUGGAAGGCUCUACGUUGGGGUUCUUCAGCUCUCUUAAUUCCCAGAUUUUCUUUCCCAGAAGAAAUGGACCUUGUGUGUGAGAAGAGUCCAAGUCAAUAAUGCGACAACGAUAACAUUGAAAGUCUGCUGGAGAAGAAUCGCUAAUUCUUAUAAGUGGUUUUUGGUUUUUUUUCAUCCCUUAUAAAACAAACCACUUCAAAAUCUGCAAACAAAAUGCCAGCUAAGACACCCAUCUACCUGAAAGCUGCCAAUACUAAGAAAGGGAAGAAAUUCAAAUUAAGGGAUAUUUUGUCUCCUGAUAUGAUCAGUCCACCACUCGGAGACUUUCGCCACACCAUACACAUUGGGAAAGAGGGACAACAUGAUGUUUUUGGAGACAUCUCAUUUCUGCAAGGAAAUUAUGAGCUGUUACCUGGGAACGAGGGAACACCAAGAGUUGGUCAGUUUGGUGGACAUAAUGAGUUCUUAAGGGCAAACAGCACCUGUGACUCCAUGUUUACAGAAACUCCUUCACCCGUGCUCAAAAAUGCCAUCUCGCUUCCUGCCAUUGGUGGUUCUCAAGCCCUUGUGUUGCCCUUAUUGUCACCAGUGACAUUUAAUUCGAAGCGGGACUCUUUUGGGCCAUCAAAGAAUCCAAGGCUUAGUUGUGAGCCAGUAAUGGAAGAAAAAUUGCAGGAGAAAAGCAAACAGUUGGAGAAUGGGGAAAUGUACAAAGAUGACAUUCUAUGGGAGCCAAAUGGUUCUGGAUCGCAUUAUACUAAUGGCAGAGAGAGUCAUUCAUCCAGCCUUUCUGAACAGUGCACUGAUUGGCAAACAGUUGACUUACUUGAUGACAGUCAUCUCUCAUGUGAACUAACCAAGGCAGAGACUAAGUCAGAAGAAUCCUUGUCAGAUCUUGCAGGCUCGCUUCUUUCUUUGCAGCUUGACCUGGGACCCUCACUUCUGGAUGAAGUCCUCAAUGUAAUGGACAAAAAUAAAUCCUAGGACUGUUGUACUUUUUUGCCUCUUUGUAAAUGAUACAUUUAAAAAAAAACAAACUGAAGAAUAUAUAUAUUAAAAGAUCAGCUGUAUUAGCAGUUGUUUGAGUUUUCUAAAAAUCUUUAAAAAUAUUUUUUUAUGUUUUUCAUGUUUUUUUGUUUUGGGGGUUUUUUUAGUAUGGUAAAUAUCUCGUAGCAGGAGGAUACAUUUUAAUAAAAGUUUUCAGCAACCAUACAAAUAUAUUUCAGAUACCAGUAUUAGUUAUCAAAAAAUUAAGAAAUGUUGUUUGGGGAUAAUAAUGCAACUUGUGACCUUAGCUUAACUGACCUUCAGUGGCUUUUGAGUAAUCAAUCUGUAAGCAUCAACUAGAGACUUAUGAGGUGAAGAAUAAAUAUUAACUAUUUCAACAUUGUGUUACAUCUAAGAUUCUUUCUAGAAUCUUAAAUUGUUUAAAUUACUACUAUUUCUUUUAGCUGCACUGUAACUAGUUCUUCAAUAUUAAACAGUUGCUCUGUGUUCACAUAUGAACGACUUGGGGUGAUUCAGUUUAAAUAUGGGUCAGAGCCACAGGUGCUAAAGAUCUGGCCCUAUAUCUAUAGAUCAGAUCAAAGACAAUACGUUGUAAACACAGGUAACACAAGCAAAAUAUUACUGUGUUUAAAUUAUUUUAAGAGUUAAAAUAUAUAUUUUUAUGCUUAUUUGGCUUUUUUUUUUUUUUUUUUUUUUUUUUACUGCAGAGUCUACAUUUACAGAUAGAGUAUCAUCAAAGUAGUUGCUUCACCAUUGGCGGUCCUUUGUAAACUGUGUUUUUGAGUGUGAAAAAAUAUGUAUUGAUAACUUAGCUUUUUCCUUCAUUUACUACCAGAAAUGCUUAAACUUGCAACUGAUUGUCACCUUUUAAAGAACGCACUGAUUACUCACAGUGUGUAAAGAAACUGUGCUGCAGUGUGAUGUUUUGGGAAAUGUGGAUCCUUAACUACACUACAUACAUAAAUUGCGUAGAUACUCUGAGCAAUACAAUAAAGAAUAAAUGUUUAAA